Camelina sativa (false flax) is the source of this 1050-nucleotide messenger RNA. Its product is annotated as classical arabinogalactan protein 9. Gene Ontology annotation, cellular component: plasma membrane. Lineage: Eukaryota; Viridiplantae; Streptophyta; Magnoliopsida; Brassicales; Brassicaceae. The record is from RefSeq and is a predicted model, not a curated record.
CCUUUUACAUUUCCUCACUCACUCUCUCAGAGAAAAGAAAAAAAGAAGAAGCAAAAAAUGGCUCGAUCUUUCGCUAUCGCUGUGAUCUGCAUCGUCCUCGUCGCCGGCGUCGCUGGCCAAGCCCCAACUUCGCCACCAACCGCCACACCAGCACCACCAACUACAACAACUCCUCCACCAACAGCUACUCCUCCUCCCGUCUCAGCACCACCACCAGUCACAACUUCUCCUCCUCCAGUCACCACCGCACCUCCUCCAGCUAACCCACCACCACCAGUGUCAUCUCCUCCUCCUGCUUCUCCUCCACCAGCAACUCCUCCUCCAGUCUCUUCUCCUCCUCCUCCCGUCGCUUCUCCUCCUCCAGCAACUCCUCCUCCCGUUGCUACUCCUCCUCCAGCUCCUCUAGCUUCCCCUCCUNCACCACCAGUCUCAUCUCCUCCUCCUGCUUCUCCUCCACCAGCAACUCCUCCUCCAGUCGCUUCUCCUCCUCCUCCCGUCGCUUCUCCUCCUCCAGCAACUCCUCCUCCCGUUGCUACUCCUCCUCCAGCUCCUCUAGCUUCCCCUCCUGCCCAAGUUCCGGCUCCAGCACCGACCACGAAGCCAGAUUCUCCAUCUCCUUCCCCGUCGUCUAGCCCACCUCUUCCGUCUAGCGAUGCUCCUGGACCUAGCACCGAGUCGACCUCUCCUGGUCCUGGCCCUUCCACCGAUGUAAACGACCAGAAUGGAGCUAGCAAGAUGGUAUCGAGCUUAGUAUUUGGAUCUGUGCUCGUUUGGUUUAUGAUCUAAGUGGAGUCUUUUGGCCACCACAGAAGUGUUCCUUGCAUUUAUUAUUAUGUCGUCGUCUCUUGUUUGUUCCAUUGUAUUGCUUGGGACUGAAUUCUUUUGGGAUUUAUUAUCUUUUGGAGAGGAUACUACUGAGAGAGCUUGAGAUGGAGAUAGCAGCAGGAUUUAUUUUGUUUGCAGAUACUUUUGUGGCUUCCUUUCGCAUUCUAUUUGAUUAUUAUUAGUGUACUAAAUUCCUUUUUUCUCCAUGCCUAUAUUUCUUUUCUU